Molecule: messenger RNA, 990 nt
Organism: Mesorhabditis belari
Lineage: Eukaryota; Metazoa; Nematoda; Chromadorea; Rhabditida; Rhabditidae
Source: the annotation of a GenBank genome assembly
AUGGGGAAAACGUCAAAGGAUAAACGUGACAUCUACUAUCGAUUGGCGAAAGCGGAAGGGUGGAGAGCACGAUCGGCGUUCAAAUUGAUGCAAAUCGAUGACGAGUUUAAGAUUUUAUCAGGAGUAACAAAAGCCGUCGAUUUGUGUGCAGCGCCGGGAAGUUGGAGUCAAGUUUUGUCUCGUCGUUUGUUUGAGAAUGAUCAAAAUGCGCGAAUUGUGGCCGUCGAUUUACAGCCAAUGUCGCCUCUACCCGGCGUCAUUCAACUACAAGGCGACAUUACCCAGCUUGAAACAGCCGAGAAAAUAAUCUCUCAUUUUGACGGAGAAAAUGCCGAUCUCGUAAUUUGCGAUGGAGCUCCAGAUGUUACUGGUUUGCACUCGCUUGAUGAAUAUAUGCAAAGUCAGCUAGUUCUUGCGGCACUGAAUAUCACAACACAUGUGCUAAAACGAGAGGGCAAUUUUGUUGCAAAGAUUUUCCGAGCACGAAACAUCACCCUACUCUACGCCCAAUUGAAGAUGUUCUUCCGUGAUGUUUUCUGUGCCAAACCGAAAAGCAGUCGUCAAAGCAGUUGUGAAGCAUUUGUCGUAUGCUUGGGCUACAAUCCACCAACCGAUUAUGUGCCAUCAAUGUGGAAUCCUCUUCGUUUACCGACUUAUGAGGAUCUUGAGAAAUCAACGCCCAUAAAUCAACGAAUAGUGCCUUUUGUCGCGUGUGGCGAUUUGCAUGGAUGGGAUUCAGACAGGUGUUACCCACUCGACAUCGAUGAUCUACUUGGACCUUUGCCAGAAAAAUACAUCUAUCGUGAGCCUGUUCAACCGCCCACCGAGCCUGCCUAUAAACACGCGGUUGAGCUACGACGAAAGGGAGCUCUCGCGAAAGCGACAAAUUAUUUGGCACAAACGAUAAAGCAUCACGUUCCAAAGAUUCAGUCUGAAACGGGGAUUGACGACGAGGUGAUCGAGGGUUUUGAGAAUUUCUUCAUCAGCGAU